Molecule: messenger RNA, 1238 nt
Organism: Syngnathoides biaculeatus (alligator pipefish)
Lineage: Eukaryota; Metazoa; Chordata; Actinopteri; Syngnathiformes; Syngnathidae
Gene: hacd1
Product: 3-hydroxyacyl-CoA dehydratase 1
Exons: 6
Coding region: 39-782 (247 amino acids)
Biological process (GO): sphingolipid biosynthetic process; very long-chain fatty acid biosynthetic process; fatty acid elongation
Cellular component (GO): endoplasmic reticulum membrane
Molecular function (GO): 3-hydroxyacyl-CoA dehydratase activity
Source: RefSeq, a predicted model, not a curated record
UCGUCCGGCACCACUCCACCCCAGCCCCGGGCACCAGCAUGGCGUCCAGCGACGAGGACGGCGGCGCGGCGGCGGACGAGAAGGAAAACAACAACAAGAAAGGCGUCAAAGGCACCGUGGCUACCGCGUGGCUCACCUUCUACAACAUCGCCAUGACGGCCGGGUGGUUGGUCUUGGGCAUGGCGAUGAUGCGAUUCUACGUGCAGAAAGGCACACACAAGGGUCUGUACCGAAGUAUAGCCAGGACCCUCAAGUUCUUCCAGACUUUUGCUUUAGUCGAGGUGGGACACUGCGCCAUCGGCCUGGUGAGGACGUCGGUGAUCGUCACCGGCGUGCAAGUGAGCUCGCGGAUCUUCAUGGUGUGGUUCAUCACCAACAGCAUCAGACAGAUCCAGAACGAAGAGAGCGUUGUCCUCUUCCUGGUGGUGUGGACCCUGACGGAGAUCACCAGAUAUUCCUACUACACCUUCAACCUGCUCCACCACCUGCCAUACUUCAUCAAAUGGGCCAGAUACACCCUGUUCAUCGUGCUGUACCCGCUGGGCGUGAUGGGCGAGCUGCUGACCAUCUACUCGGCGCUGCCGUUCGUGCGUCGCUCGGGGAUGUACUCCAUGAGGCUCCCCAAUAAGUACAACGUGUCCUUCGACUACUACUACUGCCUGGUAGUCAUCAUGCUGUCUUACAUCCCGUGUAAGUUCACAAGCCCCCCAAAAAAUAAUAAUAAUAAUCAGAACAGGCGGAACGGUGGAUCAGCUGGUAAAGUGUUGGCCUCACAGUUCUGAGGACCCGGGUUCGAUCGCCGGCCCCGCCUGUGUGGAGUUUGCAUGUUCUCCCCGUGCCUGCGUGGGUUUUCUCCGAGCACUCCGGUUUCCUCCCACAUCCCAAAAACAUCCAACAUCAAAAUAAAUUGCCCCUAGGUGGGACUGUGAGUGCUGCUGUUUGUCUCUCCGUGCCCUGUGAUUGGCUGGCGACCGGUUCAGGGUGUACCCCGCCUCCUGCCCGUUGAGAGCUGGGAUAGGCUCCGGCACUCCUCGUGAGGAUAAGCGGCAAAGAAACUGGAUAGAUGGAUGAACACUUUGGGGGGGAAAAAAUAAAAAGCACACUUGUGUGGGAGCUGCUGUUGGUUACAGCUCACACUCACAAGCAGACUUGUCAAUGUCAGGUUUUUGGGGAGUUGGGGACGUAUCCGCGUCAUAAAUGACAGUUGUACGUUGACUACAACACUGACUUGUUUCCGU